AUGGGUAUUUCCGAGGCUAAAGACGACUCGCCACGAACCACGCCAGAACAUAGAGCGGACCAAUCGCCAUCAGAGCGUGCGCCCCAGGGCUCCGCAGACAGCGAUGAUCCUGACGACUUCGCUCCCAAACGGAAACAAAGACGAUAUAGAACAACAUUCACCAGUUUUCAGCUUGAAGAGCUGGAAAAGGCCUUUUCUAGAACUCAUUAUCCUGAUGUUUUUACAAGGGAAGAACUUGCUAUGAAAAUUGGUCUAACAGAAGCAAGAAUACAGGUGUGGUUUCAAAACCGUCGCGCAAAAUGGCGGAAACAAGAGAAGGUUGGACCACAGGCACACCCCUACAACCCUUAUCUGGGUGGAGCGGCUGCUCCCCCGCCAUCCGUGGUCGCCUCAAUGCCGAAUCCCUUCUCACAGCUCAGCUUUGGCUUUAGGAAACCAUUUGACGCAAACUCGCUGGCUUCAUUUCGAUACGCCGGCUCCCCAGUGAUCGGGUCACAAUACCUAAGCGCGCCGCUCUCCCGCCCGCCCAUGUUUACCUCACCCAUGUACACCUCUGCCCCACCAUUUCACUCCCUUCUCGCCGGGCUCACAGUUCCUCCCCGACAAUCGCCAGAUCCACCCCCCGUUUCCCCCCCUAUCUCCCCCGGUAGCGAAUCACCUCCAAACCAACCACCCGAGGUGGAACGACGGAGUUCUAGCAUCGCAGCUCUUCGGAUGGCAGCGAGGGAACACGAGCUAAGACUGGAAAUGCUUAGGCAGAGACACCAUACAGACAUGAUCAGCUGA
Molecule: messenger RNA, 786 nt
Organism: Leptosia nina
Lineage: Eukaryota; Metazoa; Arthropoda; Insecta; Lepidoptera; Pieridae
Source: the annotation of a GenBank genome assembly